Morchella importuna is the source of this 2193-nucleotide messenger RNA. RefSeq lists its product as uncharacterized. The transcript has 6 exons. The coding region runs from base 1 to 2193 and encodes 730 amino acids. Gene Ontology annotation, molecular function: GTP binding; translation release factor activity; GTPase activity. Gene Ontology annotation, biological process: translation; translational termination; nuclear-transcribed mRNA catabolic process, deadenylation-dependent decay. NCBI's taxonomy places the organism in Eukaryota, Fungi, Ascomycota, Pezizomycetes, Pezizales, Morchellaceae. The record is from RefSeq and is a predicted model, not a curated record. Gene Ontology annotation, cellular component: translation release factor complex.
AUGUCUGGGAACACUCCAAAUUCCUGGGAAGACGCUGCAGGCGAUGACAAUGACCUCGCCAGACAAACACAAGAGCAACUGAACAUUCAGCAACAGCAGCAGCAACGCCAACAACAGCCACAACAACAGUUUAGGCCGUCGUACAACGCCCCGUCGUUCUCGCCCGGUGCGGCUACAUUCACUCCCGGUGCGGCCUCUUUUAUACCAGGUGGUGCAUACGGUGGUCAACAACAACCAUACGGAUACAGCCAGCAAAACCAACAGUAUUCUCAGUAUGGGCAAUACGGCGCACAGCAGGGAUAUGACCAAUACGCGCAGUACGGCGCAUACAAUACUGGGUAUGGACAGCAGCAAGCGGCCUAUGGACAGCAGCCAGGCCAGUUUUAUAACCAGCAGCCACAGCAACAGCAGCAAGCAUAUCGUCCUCCUCAUAUUCAAAGGCAGCAGCAACAGCAGCAAGUACCUCAGAUCGCUAGAAACCCCAACUCUGGGGCCAGCACCCCUGGAACUAGUACCCCCGUACCUACGGCUCCCAAAUCCGCUGCGACUCCGGCCGCUGCUGCUGCUCCAACUGCGCCAAAGGUUUUGAAGAUUGGAGGAGGCGAACCUCUGGGUGCCAAGGUUCUUACAAUUGGGGGUGCCGCGACUCCUCCGGCAGCUAAGAAGGACGCCCCUGUUGCUUCUACUAAGGAAGCUCCGGCAACCAAGGAACCUGAAGCUAAGGCCGCUCCAAGCAAAUCAACAACUACUACCCCCGCUGCAGCCCCAAAGUCUUCAGCCACCGUCACGGCAGCAGCGGCAGAGGCAGAGGCCGCGGCACAGAAGAGAGAAGCGGAUGCCGUCGCGAAGGAGCAGGAGGAAGAGGUUGAUGAAAUGACCCUCGAGGAGCUUUACGGAAAGGAACACGUAAACCUUAUCUUCAUCGGACACGUCGAUGCAGGAAAGUCUUCACUUGGUGGUGCCAUUCUCUAUGCCACAGGAAUGGUUGACGAGCGCACAAUGGAUAAAUACAAGCGUGAUGCUAAAGAGCAAGGUCGUGAAUCAUGGUAUCUUUCAUGGGCACUUGACUUGACAAAAGAAGAGCGCUCCAAAGGAAAGACAGUUGAGGUUGGUCGUGCAUAUUUCGAAACAGAAAAGCGACGAUAUACUAUUCUUGAUGCCCCUGGACACAAAACCUUCGUACCUAGCAUGAUUGGAGGUGCUUCACAGGCAGAUGUUGGAAUUUUAGUCAUCUCGGCGAGAAAGGGAGAAUAUGAGACCGGUUUUGAGAAAGGAGGCCAGACUAGAGAGCACGCUGUGCUUGCAAAAACUCAGGGUGUUAACAAAUUAAUUGUCGUGGUGAACAAGAUGGAUGACCCCACUGUGGAAUGGAGCAAGGAUCGUUUUACCGAGUGUACAACAAAACUGACACAGUUUUUGAAAGGCACAGGCUAUAAUCCUAAGACAGAUCUAUUUUUUAUGCCUUUGUCGGCAUUAACUGGCGCUGGUCUGAACACCAGAGUACCAAAGGAGCUUUGCCCGUGGUACGACGGGCCUUCGCUCCUUGAAUAUCUGGACAAUAUGAAGACCCUGGAACGUAAGCUCAAGGCGCCGUUUAUGAUGCCAAUUUCCAGCAAAUACAAGGAUAUGGGAACUGUGAUCGAAGGCAAAGUUGAGUCAGGAUUCGUCAGGAAGGGUGGGAACCUUCUUAUGAUGCCCGGCCGCACGCCUAUUGAGGUUAUUGCGAUCUAUUCCGAAACGGAAGAGGAGAUUAACCAUGCCCAAUGCGGAGACCAAGUUCGUAUACGUGUCAAAGGUGUUGAAGAAGAAGAUGUGACUACCGGUUUCGUGUUGACCUCUGCGAAAAAACCCAUUCAUUGUGUUACCGCUUUCGAGGCUCAGAUUCACAUUCUCGAUCUUAAGAAUAUCUUGACCGCUGGAUUCGGAUGUGUCAUGCAUGUGCAUACUACUAUUCAGGAAGUUGUUUUCACACAGCUGCUGCAUAAGCUAGAGAAAGGAACUGGAAGGAAGUCUAAGAAGCCGCCUGCCUUUGCUAGUAAAGGACAAGCAAUCAUUGCCCGUCUCGAGGCAGCUAGCGGCGAUUCCUUUGCUAUCGAAACAUACGAAGAUUAUCAGCAGCUAGGGCGUUUCACCCUCCGUGAGCAGGGACAAACAAUUGCUAUCGGAAAGGUCACAAAGCUAAUCCUAGAGUAA